Molecule: messenger RNA, 435 nt
Organism: Bacillus rossius redtenbacheri
Lineage: Eukaryota; Metazoa; Arthropoda; Insecta; Phasmatodea; Bacillidae
Product: inactive pancreatic lipase-related protein 1-like
Exons: 4
Coding region: 37-420 (127 amino acids)
Biological process (GO): lipid catabolic process
Molecular function (GO): lipase activity
Source: RefSeq, a predicted model, not a curated record
GUCAUAUUUCACGGAGGCGUUGGUCACACUUGCAUCAUGAUGCCAGUACUUAACCAUCUUCUUUUAGUUUUGUUAUUCUCAGCAUUUGCCGCUCGCGGCCAGCAGGGCGCGGCGGAGGGAGGAGCGGUGCCCGCGGAGCGGUUCCAGGUCACCAAGGACGUCAAGUUCCUCCUGUACACCAAGAGAAACCCCUCGUCUGCUCAGACGAUUGUUCUGGAAGACCACGUGACUUCUCUUGGCAACUUCAACAAACUACACGAGACCAAACUCGUCAUUCACGGGUGGAUGUCGAGCGCUAGCAAGUUGGAUGCCAUUCGCGCAGGCUACAUGGCGGCGGGCGACGACUACAACGUGAUAGAGGUGGACUGGUCGGCUGGAGCCAGCACCUUGUACCCGAUGGCGCGCGGCUAUGUCGAGUGAUCACAUAGUCUAGCU